ACCGGGAGCUUCACCGGAGAGCCGACAGCGUUAACCGGAGAUUCAUAAACGUUACAGUUCAUGAGUGUGUGUUUGUGGAUAAUGCUGGAUAUUAAAACCUGAUGAAGUUCACCAGAGAUAUCUGCAGGCUGCUGGGUUUGGGAGGCGAUGGAGCGGGAGAGGAGGAUAUGGACAUUCAGAACGGAGACCCUGAACCUUCAGACAGGAGAAAAGACCAAGAUUUAUCACAGGCCAUGCUGAGUGGUGAGGAUGGUUUGGAUGACGAGAAGAAGACGAAACGGAGAGCAGAGAGGAGGAGAGCCAAAAGGAAAAGACAGAAAGAACGCAAGAAACUGGAGAAAGAGGAGAGGAUGGAGGAUUUAUCAGAGCAGGGAGAGGAAGUGCCUGGAGCCGUGACGGACAGCGACAGCGAGGAGGAAAUGAAAGUGGAGGAGGAAUGGACUGCGGUUCGCCCCAAAAACAAAUGCAGCCCUGAGUCAGUCCCUGCCUUCAUCGCUACGGAGAACAAGAGCAACCACCAGCCGCCCAUCAGGACCACAGAGGAGGAGCCGGAGUGGGACGUCAGCAGUGCAUUUGUGGCCAACGCUGCCAGUCACAUCAAACUGAAAGGCCUGAAGACCCGAGCGCUGCUGAUCUCCAGAGAGAACAAGGAGAACGAGGCCAGGAGCAGCCAGGUGGAGAACAAUGACGAGAUGAAGAGGAGGGGGGAGUCUCUGGCAGUGCAGGGCAUUCAACUGUUUCAGCAAGGCAGGUACAGCCAGGCAGUGGACGUGUUUACAGAAGCCAUCUACUGUGACCCAAAAAAUCACAGGUUUUACGGCAAUCGCUCCAGCUGUUAUUGCCAAAUGGAGCAGUACUCUUCCGCACUAUCGGACGCUCAGAAGGCCAUUCAGCUGGCUCCCGAUUGGCCGAUGGGAUAUUGCUAUAAGGCUUCUGCUCUGAUGUGGUUAAAGCGGUACAUGGAGGUAGAGAAGGUCAUGGAGGAGGUGUUGAAGUUGGAUCAGCACUGUAAAGAAGCGUCCAACAUACUCUCAGAGUGCCGGAUCCUGCAGCUUAUGGAGUUGGGUUUUGAAGAAGAGCAGAGUAAACUGCUAUUAGAGAAGUUCACAACUGUUCAGGCGAUCCUCACCUCACCCGAUGCCAAAGCACUGAAGCAAACACCUGAGCAGGACCUGAGUGGGAGCUGUCGUUCUCUGUGGGUUGGAAACAUUACACUGGAAGUGUCAGAGAAAAACCUCUUGGAUCUUUUCAAAAUGUACGGUGAGAUCGAGAGCAUCAGAGUUCUUCACGAGCGCUUCUGUGCCUUCAUCAACUUCAAGAAUGCCAACAUGGCUGCCAAGGCCCUGGAGAGGCUACAGGGGGUGGAGCUGGGGGGCAAUAGGCUGGUGAUGAGGUACCCUGACCGGUGGAUCCAGCGGACCACGCCCUUGGUACAAAGGACCACUGCUGGCCUG
Scomber japonicus (chub mackerel) is the source of this 1454-nucleotide messenger RNA. RefSeq names its product hsp70-Hsp90 organising protein-like. NCBI's taxonomy places the organism in Eukaryota, Metazoa, Chordata, Actinopteri, Scombriformes, Scombridae. The annotation marks the transcript as partial. The transcript has 15 exons. Gene Ontology annotation, molecular function: protein binding; RNA binding. The record is from RefSeq and is a predicted model, not a curated record.